Messenger RNA from Arachis ipaensis, 1244 nucleotides. Its product is annotated as putative WRKY transcription factor 29. NCBI's taxonomy places the organism in Eukaryota, Viridiplantae, Streptophyta, Magnoliopsida, Fabales, Fabaceae. Gene Ontology annotation, biological process: regulation of DNA-templated transcription. Gene Ontology annotation, molecular function: DNA-binding transcription factor activity; transcription cis-regulatory region binding. The record is from RefSeq and is a predicted model, not a curated record. Gene Ontology annotation, cellular component: nucleus.
CAUUUCUCAAAAAGCCUUUGCCAAAAAACAAAAAAAAAAAAAUCAUUGGAUUAAUUAAUUCCUUUGCAAUUUGUUUUGUUAAGGCAUCUGGCCCACCACAUCUUUUAUUAAUCUCUUCUGAUUGGUGGCACCUUGAUCUGAUUUCUCCAUAAUUAUUAUCUCUGCCUACCUGACUGCUAUUGAUGGAUGAGCUUGCUUGCUUCAUGGACUGGGAUCUGGAAUCCAUUGUGAGAGGGUGCCCAUCAACUGCCACCACCAUCAUGGAGCACGAUCCAAACCCUAAUUUCCUUUUUCAUCAACAAGAUUAUGACCUACUUUUCAGUACUAGUAGUUUUCCUGAAUUCUCAGAAACCACAAGGGUCCUUGAUGAAUUGGACGAGCUUUACAAGUGAAGAUGAUAAUAAUAAUCAUCAUCCCCUACCGUUACCAAUAAUCCCCAAAGAACCCGAAGAUGCCAUCAAACAAAACUUGCAGCAAGUUUCCACAGUUUCUAAACCUAAAAAGAGCAAGAAGAACAUGAACAAGAGGGUGGUGAAGGAGGUUACAGCGGCGGAUAUUGGAGUUUGCGACGCAUGGGCGUGGCGAAAAUACGGACAGAAACCUAUCAAGGGUUCACCAUAUCCACGGAGCUAUUACAGGUGCAGCAGCUCGAAAGGAUGCGUGGCGAGGAAACAAGUUGAAAGGAACCAUCUGGAUCCAACGAUUUUCUUGGUUACAUACACCGCUGAACACAACCAUCCCUACCCUACUCGCCGCAACUCUCUCGCAGGGAUUUCACGCAAGAACAACUCCUUAACAACAACUACUACUACUACUACAACUUGUUCUUCUUCUUCGAAUUCCUCGUCCAUGGAAGAACAUAAGGGAUUCAAGAAGCAGCAUGGACUUCUUUGUGAAGCUGCUGAGUUUGGUGAUGUUUGGUUUCCAGACACAACAGACAUCGAUCAUGAAUUUAUGAGGCUUAAUAAUAAACAAGAACUUGAAUUUCAUGCUGAUGAUUUCAUUGCUGGUAAUUAUUAGUUCGUCAAUCUUCGUCAUUAAUGAAUGAAUCUAACGUACUUAAUUAGAGCAAGUUUUUACAAUAUAAUCCCUAGUUCCUCUUUUCCCACUCUGAUUUUGUAGAAUUACUUUUCUUCUUUUUUGUUUUGUAUGUUUUGAAGCUUAUAGUUAUUAAUCUUCUGUUCGUCAAUGUAAACAAAGAAGCAAAAUUUCAAUGCUAGAUACCUCAGUUUCUUAGCUACCAA